Molecule: messenger RNA, 1410 nt
Organism: Fusarium subglutinans
Lineage: Eukaryota; Fungi; Ascomycota; Sordariomycetes; Hypocreales; Nectriaceae
Product: oxalate decarboxylase
Exons: 4
Coding region: 1-1410 (469 amino acids)
Biological process (GO): oxalate metabolic process
Source: RefSeq, a predicted model, not a curated record
AUGGUACACCGCAGCAUCUUCUUCAGAGUCUUGGUGGCUUCACUUUCUGUUGCUCCAGGCUCAGCCCUUCCUGCCCCUCAAAUCGGCGAUUAUGGGGAGAAUAAGGGGCCCGUAGGGGGAGUCAAACCUCCAACGCCAACAGUCACUUCGACCAGCGGCUCGCUGUACGGUGACUCUAGCUUGCUUGGCGGCAACGCUCCCCUCCGAGACCCUGAGCAAGAUUCUGCGAUCGUCAAGGACCCAAAGCUCGUCAAUGGCCAGAAAGCAGACCCUAAGCUCGGACUCUACCUGGAUUUUGAUGGUGUAGAUGUACCCCAGCCAAUCCGUGGCGAGCUAGGUGCCACAGAUCCUGGUCCUCGAACUUAUGACUAUGAGAGACUCAACCCCGAUCUUUUCGCUCCUCCAGGAACAGAUGCCGGAGAUGUCCCCAAUGCCAUGUGGCCGCUUGGACUUUCUCACAACCGUCUUGGUAGUGAUGCUGGCGCUGGAUGGGCUCGACAGCAGAACCAGGAUGUCCUUCCUGCUGCUACUGCCAUGGCUGGAGUCGACAUGCGUCUCGCUCCGAACGCGUACCGCGAGCUGCACUGGCACACUGCCAAUGAAUGGGCGUUGGUCACAAAAGGCUGUCUUCGUGUCGCUGCUGUCAACGAUGAGGGUAAAAGCUUUGUCGAUGAUCUCUGUGAAGGCGACGUCUGGUUCUUCCCUGCUGAUGAGACAUUCCUUGUAUCUGAGUUGUUCUUGCGAAACCCCGUCUCCGUUCUGGCAAAGAACUUUGAGACCGAGACAACGGCCUUUGAUAACAUCCCCAAGGAUGAGCUCUAUAUUUUCAACGGAACACCAGCGCCGAAAGAUAUCGAAAAACAGAACGUGACGGGCUCAGCCGGAGCGCUGACAGGCAAUGGUUCAUACACAUACCAUUGGUCUCAGCAGAAGCCCCAUACCGUACCCGGAGGCUCUGUCAAGAUCAUUGAUCCUACCACCUUCCCGAUCGCCAAAGGUUUCUCUGCCGCUCUUGUUGUCGUACAGCCUGGUGCACUCCGCGAGAUCCACUGGCAUACUACCUCCGAUGAAUGGAGUUACUUCCUCCAGGGCAGCGGUAGAAUCACCGUUUUCAAAGCAGCCUCAUCCGCCCGCACCUUCGACUUCACUGCCGGUGGCGUUGGAUAUAUCCCUGCUGCAAACUCUCACUACGUCGAGAAUACUGGAACAGAGGACUUGAUCUUCCUUGAGGUUCUUCAGGCGCCCAAGUUUUCAGAUGUUUCGGUGGCACAAUGGUUGGCUUUGACUCCCAAACAGAUUGUGAAGGAUCAUCUCAAGGUUUCAGAUAAGUUUUUGGAUUCGUUGCCCAAGGAGAAGCAGUUCAUCAAGACGGGAGACGUGAACAUGACGGCCAUUGCAGACGAGGCUUAG